AUGGCUGAUUAAGAAGAUUAAUAAAAAGUACAGUAAUAAGAAGAGGAAGAAAAUGUCGAUUAAUAUUCAUAUUCAGAAGGAGAUCAAUACGAAUCAGAUUCUGAUAAUCUCAAAUUUGAUAUAGCAAAACCAGAGAAGAAUCCUUUUAGACCAAUAGGAAUAGAUUUUCAAAAAAUUUAAUAAAUAGCACAUUUAGCUCCAAAUUCAAAAGAGAUUUAAUAAGAGGAAGAGAAUCGAAAGAAGAUCGAGGCUUAUCAAUUGUAUUAAUAAAAAGUCUAGGAUGCAGAGCAGAAUUAAAAGGAGUUAGAAAAAUAGAUAGAAGAAAAAUUAAAUUAACAAAAGGAUGAGGAACUUUAAAAUUUACAAAAAUAACCAAUAGAAUUAUAAAUUAAUAAAGGAGGAUAACUUGUAAAUGCAGAUGAGAUCUAGAAAAUAAUAUAUCCUUGGUAAGUAUUAUUUGAUGAUACAUGGAAAAAGAAUUAUUAUUAUAAUCCUGUAACAAAAGAAAGUGUUUGGGAGCUGCCAUUAGACAUAGUAUAGAAAUUGUCAGAUUAUAGAAGAUAAUUUGAGCAUAGAUUGUAUGAUUAUUAGGAGAGGAACUUUUUUAAGUUUUUGCCAAAAUAAUACGUAGCAAGAUAAAGAGAGUAGUUAUUUUAGAAAAGAUAGAAAGUGAUGUUAAGACCAGCUAGAAAGUAGGUUGAAGAAUCAUUGGCAACAAAAUUCGGAUAUAAACAAGGAGAUGAGGAAUACAAUACAUGGUUUGAUAGAUUUUUGAGUGAUGGAAACAAAUAUAAAGAGAAAGACCCAGCAUUGACUAGAAUGCACCCUGAUAUUGACAGUGGUUACACCAAAGCAGACUUAUAUGAGAAAUUUAGUACUUACUUUUGUAUUUUUUUUGCUCGUGGUUGUUGUGCUGAAGGUGUUAACUGUAGGUAUUAUCACAGAAUUCCAACAAUGGAUGAAUGCGAACAAAUAGAUAACAGUAAAGAUGUCUUUGGUAGAACUAGAUUUGCUAAUCACAGAGAGGAUAUGAAAGGUAUAGGUUGUUUCACCAGUGACACCAGAGCUAUAUAUAUUACUCAUUAUAAAAUGCCUAAGGCUGAUACUAGUACUCAAGCAUUAGCCUUAAUGUAUGAUACUUUAUGGAGACAUUUCAGCCCUUUGGGAGACAUCGAUGAUUUAAAUGUUAUACCUGCCAAGGGUGUCUCAUUUAUAAGAUAUAAGCAUAGAUGCUAAGCUGAAUUCGCUAAAGAAGCCAUGGAUUCACAAGCCUUGGAUUAACAAGAGUGUAUAAUGUGCAAAUGGGCUUACGAAGAUCCAAAUCCCAAGGCCAUGUCUAGAGAAUUCGAGGAGGAGAAACUUAAAUUAGUUAAUGCUGUUAAAGAUAAAGAGAAAAAAGAAUAGCAAAAUAAUUCACAGUUUAGAUAGAAAAUUGAGGGCUAAUAAAUUCGAGAAAGAUCCUAAGAUGAUAGGAAAGGCAAAAGAGGAGGAGACAGAGGAGGUAAAGGAGGUGAUAGAGGAAAUAGAGGAGGUGAUAGAGGAAAUAGAAGAGGUGGGCCUCGUGGUAGAGGAGAUAAUAGAGGAAGGGGUGGUAGUCGAUUAUUUGAUGAUGAUUGA
Paramecium tetraurelia is the source of this 1617-nucleotide messenger RNA. RefSeq lists its product as uncharacterized. The record is from RefSeq and is a predicted model, not a curated record. Gene Ontology annotation, molecular function: metal ion binding; protein binding; pre-mRNA binding. The transcript has 4 exons. Gene Ontology annotation, cellular component: U2-type catalytic step 1 spliceosome; Prp19 complex; U2-type catalytic step 2 spliceosome. NCBI's taxonomy places the organism in Eukaryota, Ciliophora, Oligohymenophorea, Peniculida, Parameciidae.